UCAUUUUAAUAUUGACGCAACAUGUAAAUAUUUUCUCAAUAGACACCUAACACACACUUUAACACUGUUAAUAGCACAAUAAAAAAUGAGAGUUUACUCAUAGAUUAUAAUGGUAUGUUUAGAAAACAAUUUUUAAUAACAUUCAUUGGAAAAUGUGAAAAAACUGUUCAGAAUAGUGUUAAAAUUCUAAUUGUUAAUUAGAUUCAAGGUUAUUUCGUAACACAUCAAAUGCUCAUACUUGCUAUAUUGCCAGAUUGUUUUGCAUUGGUUAUAUCAAUUUAAUUAAAAAAUUAAAUUUAGAAUAUGGAAAUGAAUAAACAAAAUUUGCUGCCGACUUUGUUAUUAUGAGCAGUAAAUAAAUAUGAGUAAUAAAAAUUCUGUAAUGUGCACACAUACUUUUUAAAGUGAAUAAACAAUUCUAAAUAACAGUCGGAGAGUUACUCCACCUCACCACAUCAUGAUAACGUUAUUAUCUUAAACAUGAACUCGUUAAAACUAAAUUAGUACUCUUCACUUGUGUAAUGUGGUCAACUAUAUGAAAUACUUUCCUACUAAUUUAUUACAAUUGCCGACCAUCAACAUUUUUCGAUAAAUAUAUUUAACUAUUAUGGUUGAGCACUAAUCUAAAGUUAGUCAUUUGAAUGUUUUUCUCAAUUACGUUAAUCGCAUGCGAGAUCAUCAUGUGAACAACACCUCAAUAAAAUCAUGGCACUGGUGCCGAAGAAGGUGUGUCUAGCUUUCUUCAUACUCUUCAUUAUAUAUUUCCUCAGCACCUUGGCCUCCAUCAAGAGUAACUUCUACGAAUAUCUCUAUCCCAUCCAGUGUUACCGCGAAAAUGUACCUUCACUGCAAGACAUCACGGAAAUCAGUCCGCCUAAAGACAAUUCAAUUUUCUUCCAUGAGACUUCGUGCAACUCCUACUACAACGGCAAGAUCACCAUCACCUCAAGACAGGCAUGUGCUGUUGAAAGCGCGGCAAAAAUGAACCCGCAAAAAAUGGUGUAUUUGUUGUAUGCGUCACCUGGUGUUUUGAAAAAUGAAAUGACCGAGUCGGAUCGAAUGCUAGAGGCACUUUUAGGUUACCCGAACGUUCGAAUCCAACACUUGAACUACGAGAAGUACACUAAGGGAACGCCGCUGGAGCAUCUGUAUCAGGAUGGUGCAAUCGAAGCUUCCGUUUAUGCCCAAUCACACGCUAGUGAUGUUUUAAGGUAUUUAACAUUGUGGAAAUACGGUGGCAUUUACUUAGACCUGGACGUGAUUGUGACAAAGAGCUUCAACAGUCUUCCACAAAAUUUUGCUGGAUCAGAAUCGGAAGCUAAUGUGGCUGCUGGAGUGCUUGGCUUUAGUCACAACGGAAUUGGUCACGCACUCGCCAAAAUGUGCGUCACCGAACUGAAAAACAACUUUAAUGGCAGGGAAUGGGGCUACAACGGUCCCGGCGUGAUAACAAGAGUGGCUAGAAAUAUUUGUGGUGUGACGAAGGCCAAGGACAUGGUGAAGAAAGACUGUCAGGGUUUCCACGUAUUUCCCACUGAGACGUUUUACGCGAUACCAUGGUGGAAUUGGACGACGUACUUCAAUGAAAACGACCUGGAAGAAGUUAAUAGUUUAUCCAAGAAAAGUUAUUUCAUCCAUGUGUGGAACAAGCACAGUGCGUCGACGAAGUUACCAUUGGACUCUCAGGCUCCGUAUGCCGUAUACGCGAGGAAAUACUGCCCAAAUGUGUACAAAGAAUGUGAUAAUCAUUUUUAAGGUAUAUGUUUAAAAGGGAUAUUUAUUUUUUUAAUACUCAAAUUGGAAAGAACUAUAUUCAAAUUAUACCUUUUGUUACCCACAUUUAAUGAUAAGUUGUUGAAUUAAUAAACCAUUUUGAUUCCUUAUACAGUAUUAAAAAUAAUUUAUAUGAUAUUUACUCAUGUAUUCUAAUUUAUAUUUGUAACUGUGAAUAUUUUUUAUGGGGUUAAGAAUUAAAAUCUUUGAUAAUUUCAACAAAUCUAGCUGUAUUUGUUUCUGGGCUGUUUUAAAGUUAAAUAUUUAAAAAGCAACAAACUGAUAACAAUUUGAAUAAGAAAUAAAAUGCUUCAUAAAUUCAACAUCACUAUCUUUAUAUCUAGUCUGAUGAGAUUAAUAAUAUGUUUACUUAUUGUAAGUUUAGUUAUAUUUGUUUCUGGACUAUUAACUAUUCAAAUAUUUCAUAAAGCAAAAAACUGAUAAUAAUAUUAAUAAUUUAUGCUGUUUCAAUACAGUUUUAAUUG
This is a messenger RNA of Aethina tumida (small hive beetle), 2258 nucleotides long. RefSeq names its product lactosylceramide 4-alpha-galactosyltransferase. Lineage: Eukaryota; Metazoa; Arthropoda; Insecta; Coleoptera; Nitidulidae. The transcript is spliced from 3 exons. Bases 706 to 1755 code for a protein of 349 amino acids. The record is from RefSeq and is a predicted model, not a curated record. Gene Ontology annotation, molecular function: hexosyltransferase activity. Gene Ontology annotation, biological process: glycosphingolipid biosynthetic process.